This is a messenger RNA of Coniophora puteana RWD-64-598 SS2, 735 nucleotides long. RefSeq lists its product as uncharacterized. The record is from RefSeq and is a predicted model, not a curated record. NCBI's taxonomy places the organism in Eukaryota, Fungi, Basidiomycota, Agaricomycetes, Boletales, Coniophoraceae. The transcript is spliced from 5 exons. The coding region runs from base 1 to 735 and encodes 244 amino acids.
AUGACGGACGUUGAUUCAGAUGACACUCCGGCUUCCCGCCUGAAUGCCUUGGCAGAGGCGGCCGAGAGGCGCAACAUCGGCCAAGUCGGUGGGGCCUCAGGAAAGCAACUUCUUCAAGAACAUGAGCGGCGGCAGAUGUUCCGGCGCCUGAUUAACCCAGGAAUUUACCGUCCCAACCCCGAAGAAGUGGCGGUUGCGUCUUUGAAAGCAAGAGUUCUGUCGACUCUGGCCGAAAACCUUCUGCGAGACCCAGACAAUCCAAAGUUUCGGCAGUUCAAGACAACGAACACAACGAUAGAAAGGAACCUCGUGAAGCCGAAAGGUGCUCUGGAAUAUGCCAUUGCGCUUGGCUUUAGGCCCGAGGUUAAGGAAUUUCAGCCAUAUUAUGCUUGGAAUAAGCAUAGAAUGGAGGACCUACGUGCCGGAGCAGCGAUCCUGAAGGAAGCGCUGGACACAGAGGCUCAGAAGCAGCAGCGUUCGAAUCAAUCGAAACAAACACGGAAGGAAGCUGCCGAAGAGGUGAAACUAGCAUUCCUGGACGACAGAAUGAGCAAGUCGCUGCGCGAUCAGAUGGAGCGAGAAGCCAGAGAGGCUCGUUUAGCUCGAGGAUCUAGCGGAAGAAACGAUAACUCUGAAUCUAUAGGGGAGCUGUUGACUCCGAUCGCUGGAAGCGCCUCUCUGGAUACAUUGGACAGGGAUGGUAAUACUGACAACCCACCACCAUACCAAUCUUAG